CAACAAACACUUAUAGACUAACAGUGGCCUUUAAAAACCCACCAGAAAAAGUUUCUACCAUUGAAACACAUAAAGACCCUCAAGGAAAAUCCAAAAACCAGCUCAGCACACUAGUGAUCUGGGUGGGGUUGAGAGGGGGACACUAAAUAGGGUGUUUCUGCUAUGGAUUUUUGGCCCAAAUUGAGGAGGAUUUCAGAUUUCGUGUAUAACAAAUGGCUGGCUUCUUCUAUCUAGGUGGACGAGAAGGGGUAGCAGCAGCAGCUGCAACAAACAAACAAGAAGGAGAAGAUAAAGAAGAGAGUCUGUAUUUGUAUAGGAACGAUGAGAUCUACAACAGCAACAAAGGGUUUGAGAUAUGGCCUCAGUAUUAUUACCAACAACAGCAAAACGUAAGCAACUACUCGUUUGGAGCGGGACCUAGUCGAAGAACCACUGGGUUUAACUUAUCCGAUGAGUCGUCUUUUAGAUCGGCUGGGCUCACGGUUAUGAGGCAAGGAGGGAUGAACUGCCAGGAUUGUGGGAACCAAGCUAAGAAAGACUGUGAACAUUUGAGGUGCAGGACUUGUUGCAAAAGCCGAGGGUUUCAGUGCCAAACGCACGUUAAGAGUACUUGGAUUCCCGCGGCUAAAAGGCGGGAGAGGCAACAGCAGCUCGCAGCUUUGCAACAAGAAGGGCAACAACAGUUUCGAGGAGAGAUCCCGAAAAGGCAGAGAGAGAAUCAAGGUGUUCCCUCUCUUGCCUGUACUCGUUUAUCCCCCACCACAUCAGGGUUGGAACUGGGCCAAUUCCCUCCCGAAGUGAGUUCACAAGCAGUGUUUCGCUGUGUGAAAGUAAGCGCAAUGGACGACGUAGACGAGGAGUUCGCUUAUCAAACGGCCGUUAGUAUCGCCGGGCAUGUGUUCAAAGGAAUUCUCUACGAUCAAGGACCUGAAAAUCGUUACAGCGGUGGCGGUGAAAGCUCUCAGCAACUUAAUCUCAUAACAGCAGCAGCAGCAGCUGCCACGGCAACCCCAGUUUCUACUUCGAGCAAUCCAGGCACAAAUAUGCUGGACCCUUCGGUCUACCCAGCUCCACUUAACGCUUUCAUUGCUGGUACGCAGUUCUUCCCACCUCCAAGGUCUUGAUUUACGCCAUGUUUCUCUUUCUCUCUCUAUCGGAGGAGACAUUUCCUUUUAACAGAAACCUUUCACUUGUCAGAUUCAUCGUUAUCAUUGGUAUUUUUCGCUAGCUACUAGUAUGUUAAAUGUUAACAUCCACCGAACUAGACAGCAUACAAUUUAAAUGAGAAUAGAAACUGAAGAUGCAUAUGAUAUGGGGGAUGUUGGUUUUUCUUUUCGAAUUUCAAUAAUUAUUUUUAUA
This is a messenger RNA of Hibiscus syriacus, 1359 nucleotides long. RefSeq names its product protein SHI RELATED SEQUENCE 5-like. The record is from RefSeq and is a predicted model, not a curated record. Gene Ontology annotation, biological process: positive regulation of DNA-templated transcription. Gene Ontology annotation, cellular component: nucleus. Bases 213 to 1124 code for a protein of 303 amino acids. NCBI's taxonomy places the organism in Eukaryota, Viridiplantae, Streptophyta, Magnoliopsida, Malvales, Malvaceae. The transcript has 2 exons. Gene Ontology annotation, molecular function: DNA binding; DNA-binding transcription factor activity.